CGGGCCCCAGCCAGCCCGCGCCGCGCCGCCAUGACGGCGCGCGCGCUCUUUACCCUGUUGACCGCGAUAUUCGCCGCGGCGACCCUCGGAAAUGCCGAGAAGAGCAAGUUCUAUUAUAUGGACUCGCUGUGCAAGGAUCAUUUCCUCCAGCGACAGUACCGGAAGCUGGACGGCGGCGUGCUGUGGUCCCGCAACGAGCGCAACCUCGACUGCUCCGUUACCUACCAGACUCAUAGCGUCUUACAGCGCUUCAUGCUGCACUUCGACAUGCUGCAGCUCGACUGCAACGACCACCUCUACGUGUACGACGGCGCGCACGACACCGCGCCACCUAAGGCGGAUCUGUCGUGUCGCAACACGAAGCAGCAGGUGGGGGCGCUGUUCACUCGCAGCAACUUCGUCACCCUUAAGUACGUUACCGACAACUGGGGAACCGACGCCAACGGCUUCAAGCUAGUCAUCACUGCCAUCAAGGACCCUAAACACGGGUGCAAGGAGUUCCGGUGUAAGCAGCGGGAGUUCUGCGUGAGCGCAGACCUCGCGUGCGACGGCGUCGACCACUGCGCUGACGGUUCCGACGAGGACACGAACGCUCUCUGCCACGAGAGUGGCGGCGCGGGCGGCGGCGGGCUAUGGCUGGUGUGCGCGGCGGGGGGCGGGGCGCUGGCGCUGGCCGCCGCCGCGUUCGCGCUUUGCUGCCACUGCCGCCGGAGGGCGCCUUCGCGCCGCACUCAUCUACACUUGGCGCAGAUGGCGAGCAGCAACGGCGCCGGGUCGGCUGGCAAGCCGGCGGGCGGCGAGUCCCCGCCGGCCUGCCCGGGCGGCACGCGGCUGCCGGGAAACUGGGCGCUCCCUGCGGGCCCGCGCGGGUACAACGCGGCGCGUCCGGGCCGCCUGCGGGCGAGCGCACAGCGCUGAGCGCCGCCCCGCACAAGGACGAGUGGUUCGUCUGAGGCGGCCCGGUCGGGCCCGCAGGGCGGGGGCGCCGUACCGGCCCCCACUACUCCUCUCCCGUGUCGCACGCUACAGUCGCGCGACGCGGUCACGUGUUCCAUUCACAACGCGACCGAUUUCCGUUAGCAGGCGCGUUUCGAAGCGUCACUUGCGACGCAACAUGUUUCAGUUUCCGAGCGGAAGCGCCGCUCGCGACGCUCUCCGAGUGCGAACCGGUUCACGUGUUACGAUGGUUUUGGUUUAGAGUAGGAUGAUAAAUGUGUUCAAAGGCACGUCGUGCGACGCGCGAUGCGUCGUGACGCGAUGUGUUCUGUACCGAGUACCGAGUUGUAUGGAUUUCGAGAGGCCCCUGGUCGACUGGCGAUAAUGUUGCAUACAUAUUUUAUACUAAAUGGCAUUAAUACUAGUUUAUAGGUAAUACUGAAAUGCAAUAAUAAUAUAAACAGAUUACAUAAUUCUCCCGCUGCUAGGUUCGAGCCUUGGAAAGAGAAAUAUUUUAGUCGUUAUUGUACUCGACGAUCCUUUUUGGGGACGACAUUCAUACUUAUGCAAUGUUAUUGACGAAGUAGGGGCCAAUCUUUUAGACGUGACACGUUGCCGUAUUUAGUUUGUAUGUUGACGAUUUAAGAGUUUAAAAUAAAUGUCGCGUGAUUUGACGCUACGCAUUUCACAACUUUCGACGAGUUCGAUUCUCACUUUUAGCUCGAAAGCGCAAUUAUAUUUUCAAAUAUGAGUAAUGCAAAUUAAACCACGCGUGGAUUCCAACAUUGCGUGUUUGCUGGUGGAAAUGCGUCGCGUCAUUUCACUCGGAGCAAUAAGCGCGACCCGCGCCGGCCGCAACGACCCGCGAGACAAACUCCUCGUCAUAUCACUUUUAGAUAGUUAUUAUAGAUUAUAUCGAGCCUGUAUAGCGACGUAGAGAUACAUAUCAAAUGAUGAUAAUAAUAAUAAAGUUUAAUUUUGCGAAUGCUUCGCAUCGAACAUAUCAGGUGCCCGGCGCGGUGUGCGGCGCGCGCUCUGUGUACAGAUACAAAUGUACAGUUGCUGCGCGCCACGUAUCCGCUAAGGAUGAAGUUUGCCUAAGAGAGGAGUUUGUCUCGAGCUGCGGCUGGGGGCGGCGCGGGCCGCCAGGUGUCGCGAGUGGUCAGGGCGCGCCGCGUCGCGCGACACGCGGUGACACGCGGGCGCGAGAGACUGUUACACCGACACGACAGUGCGAGCGGUGUGAGCGGCGGCCGCCUGCCUCCGGCCGCGCUCACACCGCACCGAGCGAUCUAUCCGAACGUAUCUUGUAUGUAUAUGUAAUACUUAAUUUUAGCGAGGAUUUUUUUAGGUGAUUUUUACUCGUUUAGCGACAGGCGCUCCGCCGCGUCUUGUGGGAGUCCAGUUUUUGGUGUUACGAUAAACGCAAUGUAAAUUUAUCGAUAUGACAUUAAACAUUUUUGGCUUA
This is a messenger RNA of Papilio polytes (common Mormon), 2404 nucleotides long. It is a transcript of the gene loaf, whose product is annotated as low-density lipoprotein receptor-related protein 1B. The record is from RefSeq and is a predicted model, not a curated record. Gene Ontology annotation, molecular function: protein binding. Bases 31 to 918 code for a protein of 295 amino acids. The transcript has 6 exons. NCBI's taxonomy places the organism in Eukaryota, Metazoa, Arthropoda, Insecta, Lepidoptera, Papilionidae.